AGACGGCCGAGCAGUGGAGCGAGGCCGCCUAAAGGAGAGCCGAGCUGUCGAUGACUCCCAGUGGGCCACCUAGAGCGGAAGUAGAGGAGCGGCCGGAAGUAGCCGGAACCUCAGAAAGACUGACCGACUGACUCUGACAGGAUCCGGGCCUGAGGGAAGGAGGCGGCGGCCAUGGAGUUGGGCGAGCUGCUCUACAACAAGUCCGAGUACAUCGAGACGGCAUCUGGGAACAAAGUCAGUCGCCAGUCAGUGUUGUGUGGAAGCCAGAACAUCGUUCUCAAUGGCAAGACCAUCGUGAUGAAUGACUGUAUUAUCCGAGGGGAUCUGGCAAACGUAAGAGUUGGACGUCAUUGUGUUGUAAAAAGUCGUAGUGUCAUAAGGCCACCAUUCAAGAAAUUCAGCAAAGGUGUUGCAUUCUUUCCUUUACAUAUUGGGGACCAUGUCUUUAUUGAGGAAGAUUGUGUGGUCAACGCAGCUCAGAUUGGUUCCUACGUUCAUGUUGGGAAGAACUGUGUGAUUGGGCGCCGAUGUGUGUUGAAAGACUGCUGCAAAAUUCUUGACAACACAGUAUUACCUCCAGAAACUGUGGUCCCACCAUUCACUGUCUUCUCAGGCUGCCCAGGACUCUUCUCAGGGGAGCUCCCGGAGUGCACUCAGGAGCUGAUGAUUGACGUCACCAAGAGCUACUACCAGAAGUUUUUGCCGCUGACACAAGUCUAGCAUCUCUGCCUCAUGUCUUGAAUCUGCUUGAGCUCUAAGAUGAACCUGAGGACAAAGUGAGCCAGUCAGCACCUAGAAAAAACUCUCUUGUCUUUGACAUCUACCACCCUCCUCCUUUUAAAAAAUUUCUUUAGAAUUUCUCAAUCCUCAAGGCUCUAACCUCUUAAGAAUUUACUAACAGACAGACUAUCUGGAGGAGUUAUCUUCAAAUGCUGUGCUUACACCUUAUCUGUGAACAGUCACUUUGUACCAUUAUCUGUGGAACACAGAAUCAUCUGUUCCCAACGCUCCAGCCCCUUGGUCCUGUGGAUGGCUGGAUCCUGCCUGAAACGGACCUGCAGAGCAGCAGCACCCUUCCGGUGUGGAGGCUGUGUAGCUGGUGUGCUGCUCACGGCCAUACACUACCCAUGCUGAGAGCCUCUCACACAGGUAAUGCCCAGCUUUGCUGCUGCUAACACAUUUGGCCAGUUGUUGGCAAUUGUUCAUAACCCUGGGAAAGGUGUUUGUGACUUUUCAGAGCCCAGAUUCCUGUUGGCUCUUAAAACUUGAGGGUAGGGGUGAUUAGUGUUUCUCUCUUUCCUUCCCAAAAUGACCUUAGCUGUCCUAGGGUAGUUAGUAAAAGACUUUUUAGCAUUUUGACCUGGGGCCUUUGGCUUUCACUAAAAGUGGGGACCUCAGCAUCCCAGAUUGUAAUUUUGCCAAGUGUUAGAUUUGAGUCUCUCAUGUGAAGGCAUUAGGCAGUUACUGCUUGCCUCAAGGUACUUACCUUAUUUCAUUGAAGACACCACAUUUGUGAACUCUUGCUCCCUGGCCUAGAACCAUUCAACCCACCCUGUAUUUGCUAUAAACUCCACAAUUCACACCAAAAUGUCUGUACUCAGAGUCCAUUCGCAUAUAUACAUGAAGGGCUCGUAAAAUCAGUUUGUGGGCACAGAGCCCCAGGAGUAAAUGAAGUUGCUAGGGCUGUUCUUACCAUCUCCUUCUGACCAGAUAGCACAAUCUUUCCUGGUUCUGCUCUGACCUCUUAGCUUAGAAAGAAGAUUUAGAAGUUAGAGGCUAAGCAGGUUGUCCUUGCUUAAUGCUCUGAUCCAUAAGUGAAUAGCGCAGAACAGUUCAGUCUUGAAGAUUAGAAUUUAGCAAGAGCUAUCCUGACUUAAUAUCCAGUUGCGGGGGUUGCAAAACAGAAUAGCUGUAUGUAAUCAUUGCCACUAGUUCCAUCUAGAACUCCUUUCUAGCUUGUCAUUUUUUAAAUGUUUAUACAUUAAAACCACCAAAAUAAAUAGCUUCUCCAUGCAUUUAGGGCCACGACAGCUGACAGCUCCAGACCUGCAUCCUCCCAGCUUGGGGGCCCUGAAUGAAAGGUCUUCCCUUCCAGUUCUAAUUUGGAAAUUCCCAAAGUUCUCAGUGGUUUGUUGUGAGUUCCAUGUCCUCUUGGGUCAGUCACUAUGGCCAUGCGUGUUUGGCCACAUGAUUAAUCCAGUCUGGGUCAUGACCUUUUCUUCAUCCGAAACAAAAUGGUGGGAAGACAAAAACAGUAGCUACUACAAACAAUAGGAGUUUAUAAUUAUGUGCUGAUGUAUUCGAAGAUGUGUUGACAGUAGUGAGUGUGUAUCCUAGGAAAGGCGAGCUGGACUCUGUCUCCAUGGUGGCUCUCACCCCAGGGACCUAGGAACAGCCUGUCACCACAUAAUUACUUUUAUAACCCUAGAGAAGAAAAUCUCCUUAUCCUCAGAAUACUUCUAGAACAGCCAGAUGGGAAGGACCUUGGUUGGGACUCUUUCCAGUUCACUUGGGGCAGAAAGAAUUUAUGGCUCAUAUAGCUGAAAAGGAUGGGCUAGAUUGGGCUUCAGGCUGCAUCCCAGGACUCCAAACUGAGAUCUGUCUCUUUGGCUCUCAGCUCUGCUUUCAUUUGAGUUGGCUUUAUUCUCGGGCUUCACAGUGUGGCCGGCCCCACAGCACCAGUUUUUGAUAAAAAGAGCUCCCCUUUGCUGACAGAACUGCUGGAUUUGGUUCUCAUUGGUCCAGACGAGGAAGGUAUCCAGCCUCAAGUCAUCAUUGUGGCCAGGAAGAUGGAAUACACCAAAUGGACAGGCCUGGCAUGUACCCACAGAGACUGAGAGUUGGUGCUGGUGGUUGUGGCAGAUGAUAUUACCUGAAGGGACGAAUGGGUGCUGGGCAGGAAAAAGCGUCAGCUGUCCAGGCCUCUCCUCUUUCCCUGGUAUCUUCAUUUUCCUCCCUCUCCCUGCUGUCCCUUAACCCUCUGCCCAGUCUCUCAUUACUCCUGGUCUUGGGAGGUACCUUCUGAGGAUACUCCACUGGGGGUACCUGAUUAGAGGGCAGGGGGAGAAUACUGCCUAGCCAAAGUGGGUGUUCAAUAAAGAACCAUUUGGAGAUGGUCUUCUGUCUGGAACUGCUUCCUUUUUUUUUUAUUUUUUUCCUCCAGAUGAGCUGACUGGGCCAUGGAACUGCUUCCUUAUGAUGCCCAUAGCACCUUACCGAGGGGCCCUUAUCAAUAGAGUUUUAGUUAUGUACCUGUGUUCUUGUCUGAACCCCCACUAGCUGUGAGCUCCUGAGGAGUCAGGCCUGAGUCUGUGGGUCAUCUAGCACAUCCUUAAUAGAAUGAUUGCCUGGAUGCGACCACCCUCACCCCCAACCCUCACAUACCCCACCAGCAUGCCUCAGACCUUACUCCAGCUCCAGAUAAGUCUCAGAUUGCAGGACCCCUGGUGCAGGAAACAAAGGUGAAUGAUUGUCCUGUGAGCCUCCUGUUGACUGAUUCUGUUUUACAUGGCUGCACAGAACCCUUGUGGUUGUUUGGGGUUGGUGGUAGCUUCUGUAUUAGUCACUUCUGCAUGAACCAGUUCACUCAGGAUCUGAGGCCACAGUUCCUUUCUUAGUCACUCACCCAUCUGGCAGACUUGAAAUUAAUCAGACAAACAUUGUUCCUAGUUAACAUAUCCUUGGAAGUUUCUCAGCUAUAAGGAAGAGGUCUUGGUGGCUAGGGGGCCUUUCUCCGUAUCCUGUUCUAUCCAGUGAGAGCCUAGAGGGUGCUGCCCAGCCACAUUCUGGCUAGCCUCAGCUAUUCUCCUGAAAAAAAUUGGCAUCUGACAACCUGGAUGGUGACUAUAGGUAGUCAAAUCCAGCUGGCUGGUCUCCUGGGGUCUUCUGUGGAGCUGCAAGGCCCCUGAAAUGAUACUGGCAGUGUUGGGACAGCAUGUCCAAAGACCUGUUUUUUUCAGAACCGGUCUCAGCAAAAUGUCUUGCCACCUUCUACAGUUCCCCCAAGUACAUGAUGACUGAAACACUUCUAGAGCCCCCCAGCAAUGGGCUUGUGCUUUUAGUAGAAUAUGUGCUUGCUGGCAUUUCGGGGUAAGAAGGUAGGCCCCUCACCAUUUUCUGUACAGAGAAAAGAGACACCAUCACUCAUUUAUUCAUUUAACAAAUGCUUUCCAAGCCACUACUAGGUGCCAAGCACUGCCUAGGUCCUGGGGAUACAGUGGAGACUGAGAUGGAGCCAGUUCUUGCCCAUAGGGAUCUCACAGCUUAGUGAGGGAGAAAGCCAAAGAAUCAAAAUACAGAGAGGGUCUGAGGGGCCCAUUUUGAGAGCCAUCAUAGUGGUGAGGAGCGUGAGUGCUAGAGUUGGGCUGAUCAAAUCCCAGCCUGCCAUUGGCUAGCCUUGUGACUUUGAGCAAGUUAUCUUACUUCAUGGAACCUCAGGUUUCUCUUCCGUAAAACGGGGAAGUUGGAUAGGGUUAUUAUAAGGAUUGAAAUGCAUUUAUACUUGUAAAGCAUAAGUACUGGCUCAGGGUCAGCGCUCAAUAAAUGGUAGUUAUACCUACUUUUAUUAGGAAGUGAUAAA
This is a messenger RNA of Chlorocebus sabaeus (green monkey), 4579 nucleotides long. It is a transcript of the gene DCTN5, whose product is annotated as dynactin subunit 5. The record is from RefSeq and is a predicted model, not a curated record. NCBI's taxonomy places the organism in Eukaryota, Metazoa, Chordata, Mammalia, Primates, Cercopithecidae. Gene Ontology annotation, cellular component: dynactin complex.